This is a messenger RNA of Aspergillus steynii IBT 23096, 1098 nucleotides long. Its product is annotated as pyridoxal phosphate-dependent aminotransferase. The record is from RefSeq and is a predicted model, not a curated record. The transcript has a single exon. Gene Ontology annotation, biological process: biosynthetic process. Gene Ontology annotation, molecular function: catalytic activity; pyridoxal phosphate binding. Bases 1 to 1098 code for a protein of 365 amino acids. NCBI's taxonomy places the organism in Eukaryota, Fungi, Ascomycota, Eurotiomycetes, Eurotiales, Aspergillaceae.
AUGCGUUAUCAGCGCUCAGCCAUCGAGAUUGAAGCUCCCGAAGAGGUUGGACAGCCAAUCCUCCACAACCUCAGCGACAGCGCUGUAGGCGACCACACCCUGGAAGACCUUGGGAUACCCGUCCCCCGAGAUCUGCCACUGGCAUACAGCAAGCACUUUGGGAGCGACCGCUUCCGAGAACUCAUCGCUCAGCGUGACGGCCUAGACGCCAGCGAUAUCCUGGUGGUUGCAGGCGCGUCCGCCGCGCUGUUUAUCGUGGCCACGGCGCUUCUCAACGCAUCGGACCACCUCAUAGUCACCCGGCCCAACUACGCCAGCAACAUUGAGACGCCGCGUGCCAUUGGUUGCGACAUCACCUACAUCGAUCUGGAGUUCGACCAGGGGUUCCAGGUCGAUGUCCAGCGUAUCGCGGAGGCUAUCAAGCCAGAGACCAAGCUCAUCAGUCUCACCACCCCGAACAACCCGACGGGCACCUGCAUGUCCGCGGCGGAGUUGCGGCAAAUUGCCGAGCUGGCUCAGCGACACGGCUGCUAUGUUCUCGUGGACGAGACGUACGCGGAACUCACGUAUCUCGACCGUCUCCCGGGUUGCGCCUCGCUAGGAUCUCACGUUGUCGGCGUCGGCUCCAUGUCCAAGGCCUUUGGUGUCCCCGGGAUCCGCAUCGGCUGGAUCUCCACCAAGAACAAACAGCUGCAGGAGACCUUCCUCGCUGCCAAGGAACAGAUCAACAUCACCGUGAGCGUCCUGGAUGAGUACGUGGCGGAGCAGAUACUGGAGCGCUGCGAAUCAAUCCUCGCCCCGACCAUCGCGGAGAUGAAACGCCGUCGGGACGUGGUGGAGGCCUGGGUGCAGUCGGAGGAACUCGUGGAGUGGGUGUACCCGGACGGGGGCGUCAUGGGCUUUGUACGCAUGACGAGGGAGCCACCUGGGGGCACUGCGGCGUUUUAUGAUCGUUUACUAUCGGAACAUCAAGCGUAUGUCGGACCAGGACGAUGGUUUGAGCGGCCGGACACGUACUUUCGACUCGGGUACGGUUGGUCAAGCGCAGAUAGUCUGGUAGAGGGCUUGGCUGCCAUCUCCAAGGCGUUGCGUGGUUGA